AUGUCUACUCUGCAACCCCCAACAAAUCUUUCUUUGGGAAAAAUUUCAGAAAAAAAAGAAAAGUGUAAUGAGAAGGAUUAUUUGCCAGUAGGAAUCAACAUUACUUGUCCUGGUACUGAGUUCGAAAGACCUUCGGUCACAUUCGUAAACAACAAAAGCUCAUGUUCCAAGCGCAAAAACGAUGUCUUUGGAGACACUUAUGUAGAAGACAGAAGUUGCCAAAAGUCUCACGAACUUUCUUCAUUUGGGGUCAAGAACUUUAGAAGCACAAACUUACUAGAGCAUCACAACAGAUUUAAUAUUCCUGGAAAACUAGGAUUUGAUGUGGGCAAUUCUUCCUCUGGUGGAGAGACAAAUGCUGCCGCAAGAACUCGUGUCUAUCACAGGAAAACAAAAUCUACCAAAGUAGAUUGGGUAUAUUAA
This is a messenger RNA of Pocillopora meandrina, 423 nucleotides long. The record is from the annotation of a GenBank genome assembly. NCBI's taxonomy places the organism in Eukaryota, Metazoa, Cnidaria, Anthozoa, Scleractinia, Pocilloporidae.